CGGAGCCCGUACCGGGUACACGUCUCAUUGUUGCAAAAUCGCGCUAUCGUUAAAGUAUAAACAAUUAUCAGCAGUUGAUGUUAUCUGACAACGAAGAGAGAAAUCAACGGUGCUCUGAGAUGAAAACAUGAGCCAUUAACAUACAACAAAAUAUAUUUACAACUAUACCAACAACUACAUGCACAGACAAUAAAUAAAGCCAAAUUAUUUACAUUUGUUUACUGAUUUAAAUCUAGUAUUCAUAUUCAAUUAGAAAAUCAAUUAAAGAAUAUAUUUAAUAGUUAUAAAAAUCAUAGUGAUACGAAUUUAUCGAUAAAAAAGUCGAUAAAUAUUUGAAAAAAAAAACAAAAUGAGUUCCGAGUCGCCUUCUUCAGCGAAAAAGUUGAAUUUAGAACGAGCUUCGAAUUUUAUGAGACAAUUCCGUGAUCCGGAUUCUAGGGAAUUGAAAAAGCUGUCCGCAAAUCAGUUCAUGGAAGUAUGGAGUCAUUACGAUGGAGAUGGUAAUGGCUACAUCGAAGGCACGGAGCUGGACGGCUUCUUAAGAGAAUUCGUUUCCAGUGCCAACUUCACGGAUAUCAGCCCAGACGCGGUGUCUGACUCGAUGCUGGUGGAGCUGAAGGCCUGUUUCAUGGAAGCUUACGAUGACAAUCAGGAUGGAAAAAUUGAUAUACGAGAAUUAGCCCAGCUCCUGCCAAUGGAAGAGAACUUCCUCUUGCUUUUCAGGUUCGAUAAUCCUUUGGAAUCCAGUGUGGAGUUCAUGAAGAUCUGGAGGGAAUACGACACCGACGGCAGCGGAUACAUUGAAGCUGACGAGCUUAAGAAUUUUCUCCGUGAUUUGCUGAAGGAAGCGAAGAAAAUUAACGACGUGUCUGAAGACAAACUCAUCGAGUAUACCGAUACAAUGCUUCAAGUUUUUGAUUCGAAUAAAGAUGGCCGACUUCAACUAUCCGAAAUGGCGAAGUUGUUACCGGUGAAGGAAAACUUCCUGUGCCGACAGGUGUUCAAGGAGGGCAUAGAGGGCGCAACAAAAUUAACAAAGGACGAUAUCGAACGUGUUUUCUCUCUUUACGAUAGGGAUAAUAACGGCUCCAUCGAAAAUGAGGAGUUGCGUGGAUUCCUAAAGGAUCUUUUAGAACUUGUUAAAAAAGAUUACGACGCGCAGGACCUGCUCGAAUUCGAAGAAACAAUUCUCCAAGGGGUAGAAUACAGUAGCGAAGGCAAAAUCAGUAGGAAGCAACUGACAAUGAUCCUUCUAGCUCUCGCUAAGCACAAUCAAGAGGAAGAAGCUUCGACACCAUAAGAAUAGCCGAAAAAAAAUACUACUCCGUCCCAGUAGUUCAAUGAAACGAAACGCUGUAACAGACGAGCUGAAAAUCGUUCCCAAUAAUCAUUUCAAUGCAUAUAUAUAUAUGUUUAAAUAUGGCUCUCCCAUUUAUAUUAAAUGUUACGUGAUCUUAUCGCUCCAUUUAUGCUUCAUUUACCCGAUGAGACCAAAAAUAAAACCCAAGUAAAGUAAAAUAUUUACCAAAUAGCAAUAAAAAAUACUACGAUUUGUUGUUCUAGUAAACGAGAACUGUGUGUUGUAGUUGCUUGUAGCUAUAAAUGUUCUUAAUUACUACAAAAAUGAUCUAAUCAUAGAAAUGGGGAUAGGAUACCACUUUCGUUUCUGCAAUAUGCUGCUUAUGUGUAGUACGUGAAAUAUUAUAAUUCGUCAUAUUCAAUAGUUCAAUGGAAUGCCGUUGAUAUUGAGAUGGCAAGGGAGAAAUGGCUCAAACUCAAACACUUCGCGAUGAGCGACGUAAGAUUAACCUUGAAAUCAUAAUGUCUCAAUCACAUUGUUUUUGUGUGUGUUAAAUAUCAGCUCGUCUGUUACAGUUCAAAGCAUGUGUUGCCAUAAUUAGAUGACAUCGUGAACAUGACAUAGAAUUGCUUGAGCGAUGGUUGAUCUAAAUAAAUCUGGUAUAUCAAAAAUAAAGCCAAAAGUGCCAAUGUUGAGGAAAUUUAUCUCAGCCUUGUUUUUAAUGAGGACAUAUACUUAAUAUUCGCUUGUAUACGUCAGUUAGUCAUGCGAUCAGGGGACCAAUUCUACUAAUCUAUAACGAUUACGAUACGUUACCCAUUCAAUUCCAAUCCAACUUUGAUUAUUCUAUAUUUAUUCGGUAUAUGUCAACAUCAUACUGGGUUCCAGUAUGAUGUUGAUACCGGGUUCCAGAUAUGAUGUAUCAUACUGGGUUCCAGAUAUGAUGUUGAUACCGUUACGUCAAAACCAAACUUAGUUGUUAACUUUUUACCAAUUGUUAUAAUUAAGAUAUAUAAUAGAAAAACGGAUAAACGCCAACGAUUACGCUUCGAUUCGAUUGCGAUAAAGUGACAAUUUGUUUGUUGAAUCGGUCCCCAGAUUAUUAAAUAACAGACACCACUUCUAAUUUCUGUUUUAAAUAAUAUUUUUUUCGAUAUGGACUCGAAUAAUUGUCUAUUCGAUUUCGGUUUUAUAUUGUCGAUUAAAACUCCACUAAAUAAAAACCAAUGAUUUUACAACAAGCAAUUUCUUGGGAAUAUCUCCGUGCUUUCAAAACUUUCAUAUAAUUUUUUCUUGGGAUUUCCUAUUUGUACAACCAUCGCUCAAACUUUGCUACGUUAAUGGACAUUGUACUAGAAAAACUUAUUGAUUUCGUGUGGUAAUUGCACAGAUUAAACAUAAUUUUAAUUUGUACAAUUGA
Nymphalis io (European peacock) is the source of this 2720-nucleotide messenger RNA. It is a transcript of the gene Cbp53E, whose product is annotated as calbindin-32. Gene Ontology annotation, biological process: regulation of long-term synaptic potentiation; regulation of presynaptic cytosolic calcium ion concentration. The record is from RefSeq and is a predicted model, not a curated record. Gene Ontology annotation, cellular component: terminal bouton; synapse; dendrite. Gene Ontology annotation, molecular function: calcium ion binding. Lineage: Eukaryota; Metazoa; Arthropoda; Insecta; Lepidoptera; Nymphalidae. The coding region runs from base 350 to 1300 and encodes 316 amino acids. The transcript is spliced from 13 exons.